GAGGCAGUGUGGAGCGAUUCCAGUUACUAGCAUCCUUUUCCACGCCUGUGUGAGUUUCAGUCUUUGUUGAAGCACUGUCUCUCUUCAGCUAACCAUGCAGCCUCCUGUAUAACACUUUAUGCAAUGAGGGUGCUGCGCCCCUGCCCUUCAUGCAGCCUGCUUCGGGGGAUUGUGGCUUUACUGGCUAUCUGUAUCCAGCCUCCAACACAAGGAUGGAGUCAACAGGGUCACACGGAAGAGGAUGUCUUUUUGUUUCCUAUUAACACUUCCACUAAAUCUUUGGCCAACCUGGAGUUUGAUUUACAAACUGUCAAAAGGAACUCUGCUGAGGAGAGUGUAGAUGGACUGACAGAAAGCCAGGCAGGGCACACCAAGAGUCUGCCGUCUUCCUCCCCUCCUUUGUCAUCUAGCAACACAAGGGAUAACAGCAGAGACACUUUGAUUCUGUCUCCUCACCCACAUCAAGAGUUCCAUGCCUCCCAACCUCAGCAGCAAGGGUCGACUCACUGCAAUAUCAGUGUGCAGAGGCUGAUGCUCACCUCUCUGCUAGUUCGCUGGGGUCGUCAGCUGGGCUUCCAGUGUGACCUGUUGCUCUUUUCUACAAAUAACCAUGGCAGAGCCUUUUUCUCAGCUGCCUACAACCGUGUUGUGUCUCCAGUUGUCAUUGAGCAUCUGGGUGUUUCUGGGGCCCAGCAGGAAUUUCGCCUCUGUAUAGGGUGUGGAUGGUCAAGGACCAGAAGGAGUGGUCACCUCAGGCACCAACAUACAUCUUCUGCUGCAUCUUCAACUUUUUCUUUUAUUUCCUCCUCCUCCUCAACAGACCCUCAUAACCCAUUACAAGGAGAAUCAUUAAAUUUCUGCUGCUUGGAUUUCAGCCUAGAGGAGCUGAGAGGGGAACAGGGCUGGCGAAUGAAUCGGAAGCCCAUUGAAUCCACUUUGGUGGCUUGUUUCAUGACUCUGGUUAUCAUUGUCUGGAGUGUUGCUGCCCUCAUCUGGCCAGUGCCUAUUAUUGCAGGAUACUUGCCUAAUGGUAUGGAACAGAGAAGAACAAGUAGCAAAUAGCAUUUACAUAUUUACAUAACAUAUUAAAGCAAAUACAGUAGUGUUGUGUACUGUGUGUAAAAACUGCCCCCUUCUCGGUCAGUUUUAUUUUAUCAGAAGAAAUUAACUAUUCAUUUUCUUUAUGAAAAAUAUUACAUACCAAGAAAUGUGUAUAUUUUGUUUAUAGGUGUAAUUAUAACAUUUUGUAGGCUAAUACAGUCAUAUGAUUGUAAAACUCUAGAAUACACAUAUCUGUCCCAAGCUAAACAGUUAUUUAACAAAUACUGAAGAGUGUACUUGCAUUACUUAUUAUAAACUUUUACUUGUAUUACUUUUUUUUUUUACCUUUUACUUAUUAUAAACUGGUACUUGUAUGACUUAUUAUAAACUUUUGUCGCCAACCCAGGGCAACAUUUGGUACAUGAAUGUUUUUUUAGCAGGAGGUGGGUUCAUGAAUACCACUCUGACUAAUCAGAGGAACAAUGUUAUACCCCUUUUCCACUAGCUCAAAAAACACGGGUAAAUGCACGGGGGCGCGCAUUUACCCGUGGUUUUUGCUAGUGGAAAAGGGUCAACCCGGAUCAAGUGAUCCGGGAAUCCUUUACGGGUAGCUUACCGGGUUGAACACGAGUUCAACCCGGUAAGCUGUGCAGUGUAAACGGAAGCCGAGUCGAUGCGACACGGCUCCAGUUCACAAUCUAUAGAGGGGCGGCGCUGGGAGAUCAUGUGAUCUCCCAGCGCCGCCCCUUCCGCAUCGCCAGCAGCAUCACCAACCCGGCAAUAUGCCGGGUUGGUGAGUGCAGUGGGAAAGGGGCUGAGCACGGGCCGCAGCAGGGUAGCACCCGUGUCAGGCUCCCGGCUGCGACCCGUGAUUUAGAGGUGGAAAAGGGGUAAUAGUAUACCAAAUAUUAACUCAAUUUUAGCAUUGUAAAUUUAGGGUUGGCUGGCCAACAGGGUACAGAGGAAACCCAAGGUGGGCCCCUCUGCCUGGGGGGGGCCUGCCUUCUCUUCUAGGGAUCAGGUUCCACACUGCACUUGAGUUAUAUAGUACUGCACAGGACUAUGGUAUUUUUUCUACAGUGCAUUGCUGCUCUUAAUCUGGCACAUUAUCAUGCAUAUCCUAGCAGUUUUUACUAUAUAUAUUUAUCAAGAGGCCCAGAUCAUGCACUCUCUAAUGGUUACCUAAGCCUCUGUGGAGACUGGCCACACCCCUAAGCAUUAGCCCCCUACCACUGCAUCCCCCGUGGGCCCUUUAUGCCCCCUUCAGACACUGAUAAACUACACAUAAUAUUAGAGUUUAAGUUUUCUCUUUCAACCCCUGUCAAGGCACAGGAGCUUUUACAUAUACACUUUUGAAUGUAGGAAAGGAUUAGCAUUUAAUUAAGCAUUUAUGCAUACACUGUAGCUAGAGUUUGUAAAUACACGACAUGGAUAUCUUAUUUUGAGGCAGAAGUGGAAUCCCUUGCAUUGGGCAGUAAUAUAGAUAAUACAUAUGCUCGAUGGAUCUGUGUCCUACCUGGUAUGGUAACGGGGCAAACAUUACCUUUUGCCCAUACACAUUGAGGUUUGCAGGCUGUAACAAUAUUCAGUAACAUACAGCCUACUAAAUCACUAGAGAAUUGUUAGGCAUACUAUAUUAUCAUCUCUGCCUACAAAGUUUCAAUGAUACAAAGUCGUCUGGUACCCUAUAAAUACACUGAAACGAAACAAUCAUUUUCAUACAGAAACACUGAUGAUUUUAUUUGUUGAUCAACAAUUCAUAUUAAGUUACAUAGGAAAACAGGGUAAAAUAGGUCAUAUGUGAUAAUUUAUCAGACUUCAGCAGCUUAAAUGUCUUCUCUGUUUCCAAACUGCAUUUACACUUGGAAAUCCGUGAACUAUAUCACAUCUUGUGUUUUAUUUUUAAACUGCAGUAAGAUUUCACAGGAUGCUUUAGUAACAAGAAGAGUUUCAUGAAGAAGCAGCUGCUGGAAUUCUCCAUAUAAUGUGUGAGCUGGUAAUUCUUUUUCAUGUAAUGGGAAGAAAAAGGUAUAACUGUGAAAACUGUUACAGAAAACGAACUUUGUAUAAUAAAUAAAAACCCAUUUCACAAUU
Pseudophryne corroboree (corroboree frog) is the source of this 3135-nucleotide messenger RNA. It is a transcript of the gene TMEM158, whose product is annotated as transmembrane protein 158. The record is from RefSeq and is a predicted model, not a curated record. NCBI's taxonomy places the organism in Eukaryota, Metazoa, Chordata, Amphibia, Anura, Myobatrachidae. The transcript has a single exon. Bases 124 to 1062 code for a protein of 312 amino acids.